Messenger RNA from Soboliphyme baturini, 1407 nucleotides. NCBI's taxonomy places the organism in Eukaryota, Metazoa, Nematoda, Enoplea, Dioctophymatida, Soboliphymatidae. The record is from the annotation of a GenBank genome assembly.
AUGUACUUUCCUUCGUUUAUCAUCAACAGACGUUGUGAGGUGAGGUCGUUUUUACAGGAAGGAGAUGAAGCAGAUAUUGAUGUCGCCGUUGCGGCAGCACGCAAAGCAUUUGCAAGGAACAGCGAGUGGCGACAAAUGGAUGCCUCAGCGCGAGGCAGGCUGUUGUGGAAACUGGCUGAUCUCAUACAAGAUAAUUUCACCGAACUUUCGUCUCUCGAAUGUCUUGAUGUGGGAAAGCCGUUCUCUCAGGCACAAAGUGAUAUAAAUACUGCAAUUCAGUCGCUUCGUUACUUCGCUGGUUUCGCUGACAAAGUGUGUGGAAAGUCGAUACCAGUCGAUGGUAACUACUUGUGUUUUACACGCUGCGAACCAGUCGGCGUCUGCGGUGCCAUUUUACCGUGGAAUUUUCCGUUGGCUCUUCUUUGCGGAAAAGUGGGACCAGCUCUUGCUGUGGGAUGUACCGUUGUCAUCAAACCGGCUGAGCAAACACCCCUGUCGUCGCUGCACUUUGGGUCUCUGGUUGCUGAAGCUGGAUUUCCACCGGGUGUCGUCAACAUUGUUCCAGGCUUUGGGGCCACUGCAGGAGCGGCACUGACCAGACAUCCGCAUGUGGAUCUAAUAUCGUUCACCGGAAGCACGGAAGUGGGCAAGCUGAUCAUGAAAGGAUCUGGCGAUUCUAACUUGAAGAAAGUAACUCUAGAACUUGGAGGAAAGAGUCCCAAUGUGGUGUUUGCGGAUGCUGACCUGGAUUAUGCGGUAGCGAUGUCAGAUUUUGGGCUGUUCUACAACAUGGGCCAGUGUUGCACUGCUGCCUCUCGCUGCUUUGUUCAGGAGGAGAUCUAUGACCAGUUCGUUGCGAAGGCCGUUGAAAGAGCGAAGAAAAAAGUCGUUGGCUGUCCGUUUGACGACAACAUCGACAAUGGGCCUCAAGUCGACAACGAACAGUUCAAGAAGAUAUUGAACUUAAUCGAAAGUGGCAAGAAAGAGGGGGCACGCUUGAUGUGCGGCGGACGCAGAGUGGGUGACAAAGGUUAUUUCGUCGAACCGACGGUUUUCGCAGAUGUCACCGAUGACAUGCGCAUAGCUCGAGAAGAAAUUUUUGGUCCUGUUCAACAGAUUUUGAAAUUCAAAACCAUGGAUGAGGUUAUUGCCCGUGCAAACGAAACUACAUAUGGUCUCGCGGCUUCCAUCUUUACCAAGGACAUCGAUAAAGCCCUGGAGUAUGCUAGCAGUGUCAAUGCUGGGACUGUCUGGGUAAACUGCUACCACGUUGUGAAGCCGCAGGCUCCAUUUGGCGGUUUCAAGCAAUCCGGACUUGGAAGGGAACAUGGCUUCGAAGGGAUAUCCGAAUAUUGCGAAAUAAAGACGGUGAUUAUAAAACUAAAUAAUGCAAAAUAUAUACCUUAA